AUGGUGAAACCCUCCCGAGCAAAGGACUCGUCCGAUGAUUACUUGUCCGAUUCCUCCUCGGAGGAAGAGGUUGUCAAAGAUCUGGCGGUUGACGAGGAGGUGGACGAGGAAGAGCUCGAAGCCGUAGCUCGGACGGCCGACGAUUCUGAUGUAGAAGGUGAUGACGACGAAGCACCCAAUGUUGAAGAAGAUGAAGACAAUGAGGAAGACAAUGCUGUUGCAAAUGAAAUCUCAAAGCGUGAAAAGGCAAGGCUUAAGGACAUGCAGAGGAUGAAGAAACAUAAAAUACAAGAAAUACUAGAUGCCCAGAAUGCUGCUAUAGAUGCUGACAUGAACAACAAAGGAAAGGGUCGAUUGAACUAUCUCUUGCAGCAAACAGAGUUAUUUGCACAUUUUGCUAAGGGUGAUCACUCUGUCUCUCAGAAGAAGGUUAAAGGAAAGGGUCGCCAUGCAUCUAAGCUAACUGAAGAGGAAGAAGAUGAGGAGUGUCUGAAGGAGGAAGAGGAUGGUCUUUCGGCCACUGGAAAUACGAGGCUAGUGGCGCAACCUUCUUGUAUUCAAGGAAAGAUGAGGGAUUAUCAGCUUGCUGGUUUAAAUUGGAUGAUACGGUUAUAUGAGAAUGGCAUUAAUGGGAUUCUGGCUGAUGAAAUGGGGCUGGGUAAAACUUUGCAAACCAUCUCCUUGAUGGGCUAUUUGCAUGAGUUCCGAGGGAUAACUGGUCCUCACAUGGUUGUUGCCCCGAAGUCUACACUCGGCAAUUGGAUGAAUGAAAUCAAAAGGUUUUGUCCGGUGUUACGUGCUGUAAAGUUUCUUGGAAAUCCUGAUGAAAGAAGGUAUAUACGCGAGGAGUUACUAGUGGCUGGCAAGUUUGAUGUUUGUGUUACUAGUUUUGAAAUGGCAAUCAAAGAGAAGACCGCAUUGCGCCGAUUCAGCUGGCGCUAUAUUAUCAUUGAUGAAGCACAUCGCAUCAAGAAUGAGAAUUCACUUCUCUCGAAAACGAUGAGGCUUUAUAAUACAAACUAUAGGCUUCUAAUUACUGGAACACCUCUUCAGAACAAUCUUCAUGAACUCUGGGCUCUCCUUAACUUUUUGCUUCCGGAGAUAUUUAGUUCUGCUGAGACUUUUGACGAAUGGUUCCAAAUUUCUGGUGAAAAUGAUCAGCAGGAAGUUGUCCAGCAGCUUCACAAGGUUCUUCGGCCCUUCCUUCUCAGAAGAUUGAAGUCUGAUGUUGAGAAAGGUUUACCUCCUAAGAAGGAAACAAUACUUAAAGUUGGCAUGUCUCAGAUGCAAAAGCAAUACUAUAGGGCACUGCUGCAGAAAGAUCUUGAGGUUGUAAAUGCUGGUGGAGAGCGGAAACGCCUCCUUAAUAUAGCCAUGCAACUGCGAAAAUGUUGUAAUCAUCCAUAUUUAUUUCAAGGUGCUGAACCUGGGCCACCGUAUACCACUGGAGAACAUCUAAUAGAAAAUGCUGGCAAGAUGGUUCUUCUUGACAAGUUGCUUCCAAAAUUGAAGGAGCGCGAUUCCAGAGUUUUAAUAUUUUCACAGAUGACAAGGCUACUGGACAUACUUGAAGACUACUUGAUGUACCGUGGAUACUACUAUUGUCGAAUUGAUGGAAAUACUGGUGGGGAAGAUCGUGAUGCUUCAAUUGAAGCCUUCAACAAGCCUGGAAGUGAGAAGUUUGUUUUUCUACUGUCAACCAGAGCUGGAGGUCUUGGUAUCAACCUUGCCACUGCAGAUGUUGUCAUUCUUUACGACAGUGACUGGAACCCACAGGUUGAUUUGCAGGCCCAAGAUCGAGCGCAUAGGAUUGGACAGAAGAAGGAAGUACAAGUAUUCCGGUUUUGUACUGAGUACACUAUUGAAGAAAAAGUGAUUGAAAGGGCUUACAAAAAGCUUGCCCUUGAUGCCUUGGUUAUCCAACAAGGGCGGCUAGCUGAGCAAAAGACUGUUAAUAAGGAUGAACUGCUGCAAAUGGUAAGGUUUGGUGCUGAAAUGGUUUUCAGCUCCAAAGAUAGCACAAUCACGGAUGAAGAUAUAGAUAGGAUCAUUGCCAAGGGAGAAGAGGCAACAGCUGAACUAGAUGCUAAGAUGAAGAAAUUUACUGAAGACGCUAUUAAAUUCAAAAUGGAUGACAAUGCUGACUUGUAUGAUUUUGAUGAUGAAAAGGAUGAAAAUAAGCUUGAUUUCAAGAAAAUAGUCAGUGACAAUUGGAUUGAACCACCAAGAAGAGAAAGGAAACGCAAUUACUCUGAAUCAGAGUACUUCAAGCAGACAAUGCGACAAAGUGGUCCUGCACGACCAAAAGAACCUCGAAUUCCUCGCAUGCCGCAGUUACAUGAUUUCCAGUUCUUCAACACACAGCGCCUCACUGAGCUCUAUGAAAAAGAAGUGCGCUAUCUUAUGCAAACGAACCAAAGGAAUCAAGUUAAGGACACUAUAGAGGUGGAAGAACCAGAAGAGGUAGGAGACCCAUUGACUGCUGAGGAGCAGGAAGAGAAGGAGCAACUUCUGGAAGAGGGGUUCUCAACAUGGAGCAGAAGAGAUUUUAAUACCUUCAUCAGGGCAUGUGAAAAGUAUGGUCGAAAUGAUAUCAGGAGUAUUGCUUCUGAAAUGGAGGGGAAGACAUUGGACGAGGUGGAAAGAUAUGCAAAGGCCUUCAAAGAAAGAUACAAAGAGUUGAAUGAUUACGAUAGAAUAAUUAAAAACAUUGAGAGAGGAGAGGCCAGAAUUUCGCGAAAAGAUGAGAUCAUGAAAGCUAUUGGGAAGAAAUUGGACCGCUAUAAGAACCCUUGGCUGGAAUUAAAAAUCCAGUAUGGCCAGAACAAAGGGAAGUUGUACAAUGAAGAAUGUGACCGCUUUAUGAUAUGCAUGGUCCACAAGCUUGGAUAUGGUAACUGGGACGAGCUGAAGGCAGCAUUUCGUACUUCACCUUUGUUUCGCUUUGAUUGGUUCGUAAAGUCCCGUACAACUCAAGAGCUUGCAAGGAGAUGCGAUACGCUAAUACGGUUGGUGGAGAGAGAAAACCAAGAAUAUGACGAGAGGGAGAGACAGGCACGCAAAGAGAAAAAGCUAGCAAAGAAUGCGACCCCAUCAAAGCGUGCUGCUGUUAGACAAGCUGCCGAGAGCCCUCCAUCCACCCAGAAAAAACGGAAACAACUUUUGAUGGAUGACUAUGUUAGUUCGGGAAAGAAGAGGAAAUGA
This is a messenger RNA of Striga hermonthica, 3204 nucleotides long. NCBI's taxonomy places the organism in Eukaryota, Viridiplantae, Streptophyta, Magnoliopsida, Lamiales, Orobanchaceae. The record is from the annotation of a GenBank genome assembly.